Molecule: messenger RNA, 1756 nt
Organism: Platichthys flesus (European flounder)
Lineage: Eukaryota; Metazoa; Chordata; Actinopteri; Pleuronectiformes; Pleuronectidae
Gene: dct
Product: dopachrome tautomerase
Exons: 8
Coding region: 1-1548 (515 amino acids)
Biological process (GO): ventricular zone neuroblast division; developmental pigmentation; melanin biosynthetic process from tyrosine
Cellular component (GO): melanosome
Molecular function (GO): oxidoreductase activity; dopachrome isomerase activity
Source: RefSeq, a predicted model, not a curated record
AUGAAGAGCGUCCUGGCUCUUGGUUUUCUUUGUUUACUCCUCUGGCCUGAGCCGGCAGAGGCCCAGUUUCCACGAGUAUGCUGCACAGUGGAGGGGAUCCAGUCCAAGCAGUGCUGCCCUGCUCUGGGCUCUGAUCCUGCCAACGUGUGUGGCUCUCUGUCGGGGAGAGGGGGAUGCUCGGCGGUCCGAGUCGACAGCAAACCCUGGGGAGGACCGUACCGACUGAGAAACGUGGACGACAGAGAGAGGUGGCCCACCAAGUUCUUCAACCAGACCUGCAGAUGUACCGGUAACUUUGCAGGUCAUGACUGUGGCCAGUGUAAGUUUGGCUGGACUGGUCCAAACUGUGACCAGAGGAAAGCUCCAGUGGUGCGCAAGAACCUCCAUGACCUGACCCCCGAGGAGGUCGAGGAGUUCCUCAACGCCCUGGAACUGGCCAAGACCACCAUCCAGCCAGACUAUGUUAUUGCCACCCAACACUGGCUGGGACUCCUGGGACCAAACGGAACCGAGCCACAGAUUGCCAACAUCUCCAUCUACGACUUCUUUGUGUGGCAACAUUACUACUCAGUGCGAGACACUCUUCUUGGUCCAGGUCGUCCGUUCAAAGCCAUCGACUUCUCCCACAAAGGUCCAGCAUUCAUCACCUGGCACAGGUAUCACCUUCUGAGUCUGGAGAGAGAACUACAGAGGCUGACGGGCAAUGAGAACUUUGGGAUCCCUUACUGGAACUUUGCCACAGGGCAGAGUGACUGUGACGUGUGCACCGACUCGCUGCUCGGCGGCCGACACCCAGACAACCCCUCCCUCAUCAGCAACCAGUCCAGAUUCUCUAAAUGGGGGGUGGUGUGCAACAGUCUGGAUGACUACAAUCGCCUGGUGACUCUGUGUAACGGCACCGGCGAGGGCUUCAUCCAGAGAGGGGUCAUGGAGCAAAGCAACAUGUCUCUGCCCACCAUGAGUGACGUCAGAAGCUGCCUUGGAAUCCGAGACUUCGACAGCCCUCCGUAUUUCACCAACUCCUCCUUCAGUUUCAGAAACGCACUUGAAGGGUACGAAAAACCCGACGGAGAACUUGAUGACUCAGUCAACAACCUUCACAACCUCGUCCACUCCAUGCUUAAUGGAACCAGCUCUUUGUCCCACUCCGCAGCCAACGACCCCAUCUUUCUGGUGCUCCACACUUUCACCGAUGCCAUUUUCGACGAGUGGAUGCGGAGGAUUGCUCCGACUAACUCCACCUACCCGGACGAGAUGGCGCCCAUCGGUCACAACAGAGACUACAACAUGGUUCCCUUCUUCCCUCCGAUCACCAACGAGGAGAUCUACGUCACCUCUGAACAGCUGGGAUAUUCCUACGCCAUUGCCCUGGACACAGAUCCCGGAACGACUGCAUUUGUGCUGGGCUCCACUCUUGGCGGAAUCUUCAUCGGUCUCCUGGUGCUUCUCCUUAUCUUCGUGCUCUACCUGCGUCAGCGGAGAAACAGAGGCUUUGAACCUUUAAUAAAAGCAGACUUCACAAACAGGAAGUACACAGACGAAGCCUAGAUUUCACCUGCUGCCGGAGAGAUGGAGCAGCCACUCUGCAAUGUUCUGCACAACCCCAGCAUUGAAGCGAGACAUACAUAUUAAUCAUUUUAAAUGAGUGCCACUUGUACUUUGUCGAUAUUAAGGCAAAUUUCCAACAAUAAUAAUGUGAAUUGUACGAUCCACUGAAAAAAAAUGAUGACUUACUGCACAUUUUAAAUGAAACCAA